Molecule: messenger RNA, 1765 nt
Organism: Nelumbo nucifera (sacred lotus)
Lineage: Eukaryota; Viridiplantae; Streptophyta; Magnoliopsida; Proteales; Nelumbonaceae
Product: S-adenosyl-L-methionine-dependent methyltransferases superfamily protein
Biological process (GO): tRNA wobble uridine modification; tRNA methylation
Cellular component (GO): nucleus; cytoplasm
Molecular function (GO): tRNA binding; S-adenosylmethionine-dependent methyltransferase activity; tRNA (5-carboxymethyluridine(34)-5-O)-methyltransferase activity
Source: RefSeq, a predicted model, not a curated record
GUCGAAAUGCCCUAACAUUGCUCUGCUCUGCUCAGACCCUACACACUUGCUCACCCGUACUCUCGACUCCGAGCUACGGCCUAGAUUACAGUUCAUCAACACUCCACCCUUUUCAAUCUGAGUCCAAGUUAAACCGUACUCCGGCGCUAGCCCCUGAUGAUUAAAGUCAAUACGUUCGUCGGUAUUCCCUGCGUACGGCACCGGAUCACAGCGACUAACGCUUGCUUACUCUGACCGGGGUAUCAACUUAGAGCCUGUGUUGCAAUCUUAUGUUUUUUAAUGUUACAAGGGCAAGGAGAUACCUUCAUCAAUCUCAUGAGGUCUUUCCUUCUCUUUCUGGCAUAGUACUUAGUGUUGGUCAUCUGAGAACCUUCAAAUCGAUGACAGAUUUUCAAGAAGAUGGUUCGCCUGGAUUUUCUUCACUUGUAUCAGAGGGAGGACUUCAUAUUCAAAAGUCUAUAUCAGUAUGCCAUGAUGAGAGGUGUUCCUUUUCAAGUGUCCAAUCCACCCCAGACAUUGAAAAGAAGUAUGUUCAUCAUGUUUAUGAUGCCAUUGCUCCCCAUUUUAGCUCCACUCGAUUUGCUAAAUGGCCAAAAGUGGCCACAUUUUUGAACUCCUUGCCACUCGGAUCUCUCAUCCUGGAUGCAGGAUGUGGGAAUGGGAAAUAUUUGGGUUUAAAUCCUGAUUGCUUUUUUAUAGGCUGUGAUAUAAGUGCACCUCUGAUCAAUAUAUGUGCAGGAAGAGGUCAUGAAGCAAUGGUUGCAGAUGCUGUAAAUCUUCCUUAUAGAACAGGUUUUGGUGAUGCAGCAAUCUCUAUUGCUGUAUUGCAUCACCUAAGCACAGAAAGUAGAAGGAAGAAAGCUAUAGAAGAAUUAGUUCGAGUUGUUAAGAAGGGUGGCCUGGUUCUAAUAACGGUUUGGGCUGUAGAACAGGAAGAUAAGUCAUUGGUUACAAAGUGGACCCCUCUUACAAAUAAGUACACAGAGGAGUGGAUAGGUCCUGGUAGUCCUCGUGUCCGUAGUCCUUCUUCCUUAACACUAGAGAGCAUAUCAGAAACUGAGGAGAAUAGUUUUGGAGAUUGUCAGGAGAAACAAAUGUCAAAUAAACAUACACAUUUGCAAAAGCUAGAUGGUUCAGUGGCUUAUGAAAAUUGGACUAACAAUAAGAACCAACAGGAAUAUUUCGUCCCUUGGCACUUACCAUAUCAUCGUGCAGAAGUCAGUGGUGAAUCUGCUCGGGCUCUUGCAAAUGGGUUGGCAAAAAAAGAUGAUAAAAAGGGUGCUGUUGUUUACAAUAGGUAUUACCAUGUGUUCAUUGAAGGCGAGUUGGAAAGGUUAGCAUCUGGCGUCAGCAAUGCCAUCAUCCUUGAUCAGUUCUAUGAUAAAUCUAACUGGUGUAUUAUCCUCAAAAAGACAUGACCUUCGUGUUUCAGUUGCUGAUGGUCUUAACCUAUCCGCACAUCAGUUUGGAGAAUUGGAGUUUUGGCUUCACAGUUGAUAUGAAUGAAGCACAAAUGUCGAUUGAUAUUCAAUUUUGAUUGCCUUUCUGGUCGAUGGAGUGGAUUUUUUCUUCACAACUUUGUGCUUUAUUUGUGGAUUGUUGGGAGAGUGAGAGAGGGGUCUCUACAUGAGACGUAGUUGAGUUGUAGAGUUAAGAGAAGAAACAAAGAAGGAAAUAUGAGUUGUAUGACAAUUCUUUCUCAUAAAAUUUAAUCUUUGAUGUGUCAGGGCAACAACAAACACAGUUACCCGCCAUCUUUCUAGAA